Messenger RNA from Mesorhabditis spiculigera, 1017 nucleotides. The record is from the annotation of a GenBank genome assembly. Lineage: Eukaryota; Metazoa; Nematoda; Chromadorea; Rhabditida; Rhabditidae.
AUGGACCCGAAUACAGCCAGCAAGAACCUCGCGUCGAUACGGAAUAUAGACCCGUGCGCCGAGGCCAUCCUUGAUAAGGUCAAUCAUACUGCCCUGUAUCGCUUCAACAAUGUGUCGCGGGCCUGGGAAAAGUCGGACGUCGAUGGUGCGAUGUUUGUCAUCCAGCGGAUCGACACACCGUACUACAGCUUGAUACUUGCGAAUCGUCAGUCAUUGCAAGAUAUGAUCGAGCCAAUCACUGCCUUGAUUCGUCUCCAGAUGCAGCCGCCCUAUAUAUUCUUUUGUAAACCUGAUGGAGAGAUCCGGGGUCUCUGGUUUUUUAACGACGCUGACUGCGAGCGGAUCUACAACAUUAUGCACAGGAUUGUGACGGAGCUGCAGGCGGGAAAGGAAAAAUGUUCAUUCAUUACGCCGAUGCCCGGUGCAAGCAGCCCGGCUCCCGCGAACAAGUCCCCCGUCGAGCCAGCGGCCUCGGUGGCGCCUCCCAACGACACGAGCUCGCUGAAAGAUCUGUUGGCAAGACUCAAUAAGGGAACUCAGCCCUCCAAUGAACCGGCCGCAACAGCACCCAAGCAAACGCAAGGCAUCUCGAUAAUGGGCCAACUUUUCGGCGGUAGCAAGCCGCCACCAACCCCCGAGGCGCCAGUCUCUGCGACCCCCAUUGUGCACGUUGCCGAUUUGGAGAAGAGAUUCUUGCAGGGCGAAAAACCGAGCCCGUUGAAACCCGCCAGCCCGCUGAUGGGCAAUUCGACGUCUGCCGCAAGUCUGAAUGCCUUCUCGACCCGCUCAGUUCAAGGUUCAGAGGACCAUGACCCUUCAGAGCUCGACUCGGUCAGCAUCCGCGGAGCAGAGCCGGGGCUGGGUGGCGACAAUGAUGUGCCACUUCUUGAUCGGGAGCAAUUCCGCAGCGCCAUCGCCCAUCUCCUUCAGCAUGAUGACGACUUUGUCACGCAGAUCCACCAAGCGUACGUUGACGUACUGAUGAACCGGUUAAGCAUCAGGCCAAAUGCUAACUCG